AUGAAAAUUCCCAUAAAUACACUUGAACAGCCAAAAGAAAUUGAACUACAAGUAUUUAAUAUUUAGAAGUUUAGAUAUUGGAAUUCUUACUUUAGAGUCCACAAUUUUUAGAUGAUUUAAUGAAAGUUGUAAUUGAUCAAAGUCAUUAAAUUCAUAAAUUGUCGCAAGGAGCAUUAGGUUUAAUAAUAAAUUAGCUUGAUAAUUUUUUAGAAAUAGCAGCUGACUAAAUUAAAAAAAACCCAAAUUUUAAAUGUCAAAUGCUGCUUAGUCUUAUUAGUUGUAUGAUGGAUCUAGAUUGCUAUCGGUAUUUAAUUAAAUUAGACUAGAAAAUUGUUUAAUUCGUUAGAACAUUUAUUUAAUAUAUUAGAAAAUUCAGAUAAUUUACUUGUAUAUGAAUAAAUAAUGCCAAUUUUGAUAAAAAUCUAUAAAAAUUCAUCAAAUUAGAGCAAUUCAUUAUAAAAUGAUUUUCAUAAUAAACAGCUAAUAGAAUAUCUUCCAAGAACUAUUUACUUUACUAGAAUUUUAUUUGAUCAUUAUAAUAAUUUAUCUUCUACAAAGAUAGAAUUGAUAGAUUAUUUUAAUCAUGAUCCAAAGUAUGAAAACCUUUGUGAAACUCCAAUAGAAUUUCCUAAAUUGAUAUUAGAAUAUAUGGAGCCAACCUUAUUAAAUGAAGCAUAUGAAGAUUUGUGUUAGAAUGGCAUACACAAGAAAGAAUUACAUCAUCCAGUUUUAAUUAGAGUAGUGUCAAACAAUAUAAUUAGAAUUUUGAAAUUACUGAAGUGAAUUCCAUUAAGGCCCUAGAUUUGUCCAAAACGUUUCUGAAUGACCAAAAUUAAAAUUUCUGUCCUCUAGUUGAUGCCAUUAAAUAUAGAAUCCUUAUCUAACAAGGAUUUUAAUCCAAUAAAAUUUCAACAAUAAAUAUUGUAAUAUAACUACAUAUUCAAUCUAUUUUAAUGUAUAUGCUUUUAAAUUAAUUUUGUUAAACAAAUAAUCGUGGAUAAUUAUUGGAUUAAGUUUUUGAAGAAUAAAUAUAAUAUGAAUAACAUUUUAGGAUGUAUAUAAAAUUAUUUUAACUGAAAACAAUAGACCCUACAUUAUUAUCUAAAAUACUUUUGACAAUUGAUGAAAUUAUAACAAUUGAAAAAUAGAAUGAAAAUGAAGUAACUUUUGUUAUUGCCAAAAAUUAUGAUGAAACAUUUUUAUAAUUUAUUUAUGAUGUUUUAUCUAUGCAACCUAUUUCUAUUGAAAUGGAAUAAGCAUAUCCAUUAUAAUAUUUCCCAACUUUUUUGAGUGAAUUAUGUGCUACUAAUCAAUAAUUAGCAUAAAAUAUUUUUGAAUUUUUUUCAACUGAAUCAGGAAUACUUUUAUUAAGCAGAAGUAAUAUUGCCUUUGCCUCUUCUUCAGCUUUAAUUAAGGCACUUUAAAUGUAAGAUAACAAACUAUAAUUACCUCCUGAUACUUUUAAAGCUGCCAUUAUUCUUUUAAGUAGAUUAUCUAGAAAGGACGAUAUUUAAAGAGAUUUAAGAAUUUUUAAUGAUCUUGUGAAUAUAGUAGAAAAUUUAAUUAAGUUUGGUACUGAAAUUUUCAAACCUACUUAAUUUGGUUACUAUAAAAUUACAUCCGAAGAAACUGAUUAAAUUACUGCAACAUCUAUUUAAUCUAUAAAUGAACAUUUUAGAGAUGAUUUAGGCAGAAGAUCAAAUAGAGUUAAUGCUCCAACUUUUGCAAGAUAAGUUUCUGAAUCAAUAAUUAUUAAGAAACUAUAAAAUUUAAUAGAAUCUAGUAAUAAUUUCUUUGGAACAAUCUAAUAAACUUUAAUCUUAGUCUCUCAUUUAGCUAAUGAAGUUCCUACUUUAAUUGGUAGAUUAAUUGAUUCUCAUUUACCUUAAACAGUAAAUUAAGUCAUUUAAAAUAUGAGUUUUGAUAAAAUUAAUUAUAAAAUGAUGACUGCUAUUUUUUAAUUUUACUUUAACAUUUGUUUAAAAGAAGAAGGCUAUGAUUAGUUUAAUAAAUAUGGAAUGCAAUUCUUGAAAAAUUUAUUGAAUUAUUUAUUAAUUGAUAAUAUUAAUACUUAAAGAGAAUAGUUAAGUGGUUUAGCAUAGUGCAUAACUAAAUAUACAUAAAAAAUUGAUAAAGCUGGACCUUAGGUUUGUGAAAUACUAAAAUAAGUCAUAGAUUAAUUAUGGACGAACUUAAAUGAAAAAAGAAAAUAAUUAUCGAUUUCAAAUAUUUAUGCAUAAUAUUACGAGAUAAUAAGUUAAAUUUAGAAUUUGUCGAUAUUAAGUUUUAAAAUGUUCCAUUAUCCACAUUAUUCUUAUCUAGCUGAAAUGAACUAAAGAGGAUUUUUUGAAUCUUUAUUAAUGUUUUUAGAAUUUCCUAUGUUCGAUUUUAAAAAUGAACUUUUAAAAGUAUUUCGAUGGCUAACUUAAGUUGAUGAAUAUGAUAAUCCUCAUAAAAUAUUAAAAAGUGCUUUAAUUGCAAUAGAAAAUUGGGAAAUAAAUUAAAGUGGCAAUUUGGACAAAAGCACAUCUUAUAUAAAUGAAUUAUACUACAAUUCACAAAAAUUCUUUUCAAGUUGCAGUUAAGAAUAGAUUCAAGAAAAAUUAUCGAUAGCAUCGCAUUAUUCUUAAAUAGAAUAUUUACUUGAAAUUUUGAAAAUAUACUUAGUAAAUUCCCCUUAGAUAGAUUGGAAAGUAAAGGAUUUAAUAAAAUUACACGAUAAAUGCUGCUCUUUAUUAAGAAUAAUUUUAGGUUGUGUAUAAUUAAAUGAAGAGGAUUGCCAAAAUGAUCAAAUGUUAAAAAAAUCGAUAUUUUAUUCCUACAUUUAAAUUUUAAAACACAUAAUAGUUAAUACUUUAAUAAUAAAAAAGAGGAAUGAUUUUUAACCUUUAAUUAGUUUGUUAAAUUAUAUGAGCUAAAGAUUAUAAAAUGAGAAUAUAUGGAUAGUAAUAAUGCAUUUAUAAUGUAUUGAUGAACUUUUUGUUAAUGUUUUUGAAAAUAAGAAUGAUCUUAGAAAAAAGUAUCCAAAUUUAGAUUUAAUAAAUAUUUUAAGUAAAACAGAAUUUACUGAAAAUUUUUAAGCAGCAAUUCAUUCAUACACAAAAAUGACUAUAUCAAAUUAAUAUAAAAAUGAACAGCUCAACAUUUUAUCUAAGCAUUAUUCAUCUAUUAUUAAGAAUUUAUACAUAAAUAAAUUUGAAUACACGGAUAAAGAGUUUGGAUAUUCAAUUUUACCUUAAGAAAUAUCAAAUAUAUAAGCUUUAUUGUAAAUAACUCAAUAUUCAAAUUCAGAUGAUGUGUAUAACAUAUAGUUUGUUCUUAUAGAAAAGGUGAUGAUGAUUUUAAGUCCUACAUUUUUACAAGAUAUAAUCAUCAAAGAAAGAGAUCGUUUAAAUUUUUUCUCUUUUUCAAACUUAAGAGAUGAUAUUGGGGAUUUGAUCUUUCAAACUAAUUAAACCUAAGCAAGAAAUCAAUUAAGAAAUAUGGGAUUUUAGGAUGAUGCAAUAUCUUUGGCAUUUUAAAAUAUAAGAAUACCUGAAGUAGGAUUAGCUGCUGCAUGGUUAUCAGAUAAUUAAGACUAAGUUGAAUAAAGAAGAAAAGAUAUUAAAUAGAACUAUGAAAAAAAUGAAUAUUAAAUUUUAUUCUCAUCAGAAUUAAUUCAUCAUAAAUAAAGUGAAUUAAAAAAUUAUAUUAAAUAGAAUAUACUAUUUUUUAGUAAAUUUGAAGAAACUUUAUUUAAACUAUUUGAAGGAUAAAUGAUGCCUUCUUUAUUAAAAUGCCUAAAAUAAGCUGUUUAAGAAUAAUUUAGAUUAUAAUUAAGAUUUAAAGAUUGUGAAGUAGAUAUUAAAAUACCUUACAAUAAUGAUCUCAAAUUAAUCAUCACAAUUUUACAUUACAUAUAUAAAUAAUAGAAUUUAGUAUAAGAGUAUGAUUAUAUUGUUGUUGAGAUGAUGAGAUUAAUUUAAGAAUUAUUAAAAUAUGAGAAUGAUUAAACAAUUAAAGCUGUUAAUCAUGUUUUGGCAAUCUUAACAUUAUUUAUAACAGAUGAUUAUAAGUUGUAAAAGCAUCAUCAAGAAAUUUUUAAUGAAAUAUUUUAAGGAAUCAUUUAAAUUUUCAAAGGAAAAGUAUAAAAUCAUACAACAUCAAAAAUUUGCAUAGAAAUUUUGGUUAGAGCUUUCUAAGUAAAUAAAGAAAAUGUUUAUAAAUUUGUUUAUUAAAUGAGAGGUUUAGAGUAUCUUUUAAAAGUAAAAGGAGAUUCUAAGAAUCAACUUUACAGUUUAACAAAGUUAGUAUUAUCUAUUGUUCAUGAUUCCAGUAUUGUGAUUGCUUAAAUAGAGGCAAGAUUAAAGAAGAUUUUAUAUGAUUAAUAAUAUAAUUAAGAAAUAGAAGGUACUACUCAAUAAAUAUAAUAACAAUAGCAAUAACAAUUAAUACAUUCUCCAAUCUUAAAUCAUUAUCCUUUAUGUUUCUAGCCUAUUCAUAACAAUAUACAACUUCCUUAUGAAAUUUAAUUAUCUAAAGAUAAUUAAGCAUUACAAGCCAUUUUAAAUUAAAAUUUUUAUAAUGAACAAAUAAAAUUCGUUAUUAAUUCAUUAUUUGAAAAUCAAACUGAUUUCUAUGUUUUGAAAAAAAAUAUUCAUCUUUAUACUUUAGAUUGUGUAGAAUAAGCAAGUUUCUAAAAAUAUAAGGAACCAGAAAGUGCUAAAAGGAGUAAUAAACCUUCAAGUAAAAAAAGAAAGAGUGAAGAUAAACUGCAAUUCUAAUCGAACUUCUAACAUACUUAAGAAGCUUAAAUUUUAAUAAAGCUAUUAAUUUAAUAAAUGAUUAUAUCUUAUUUUGAAAAAUCCGAGUCAUAUUAAUUUUAAUGGAAUACAAUAAGUUAAGUUCUUUAAGUAUUAAUAAGACAUUACCCAAUUUUAAUUCCUAAGCUUGUUAGAAUAAAUUGUAGCAAGUUCCUUAAACCAUAUCAAAAGCAAUUAGGGUUUGAUUUUUUGGAAACAGAAUUUCCACGUAAGAUAUCAUUUAUAUCUUUAAUAACUAAGAUUAUGAUUCCAUAAAAGAAUCUUCUUUUUGAAUUAUGUUUAGAUAAUUUAGUGUUGAAUUAAAUAUAGAAUAAUUCUAUUGCUCCUUUUUCGAUUGAAAUCAGAAAGAAAAUUAUUAAUGAAAUCUACGAAGGAAUUGAAAAACGAAUAAAGACUUUAGACUAAAAUUUUUGUUAUUUUUCAGAUGCAUUAGUAUAUUUAAUUCAGAUUAAAUCAGUGGCUAAGAUUUGUUUUAAAAAUGUAAAUGAGUUAUAACACUCUUAUAAUUUUGUCAAACUUUAUAUUGAGGGUAUGAAAAAUUUUGAUCUAAAGUCCUAUUAUAUAUAUGAAAACGAAUUACCUUUCAUAAAUGAAACCCUAGCAGUUUUAUUUAAUGUAGCAAGUUAUUUACUGCUUUAUAAACCAUCUCAAAUACCAUUGUCAAAAUAACAAUAAGAUUAAUAAGGAGAUCAUUUUUAAUUGUAAGGGAUGAUAGGAUAAUUAUUACCAGAGGAUAUUAAUUAUCAACUUAUCCCAAAUAAAGGCAUAAUAUAUUAGGACCCUAUAAAAUAUUUUCUCAAAUGGCCUUUUUAACCAUUAUCAUUUCAUGGAGGAGUAAAUUAAGAUAUAAGGCAUGAAGAAAUAGAUUUAUUACAUUUAUGGUCGCCAUUCCGUAGAAGAAAUAGAUAUCUAAAUAUGGAAGUUUUUGAUAAUAUCGAAGAAGGAGAGUUUGAAUUUGAUCAUGAAGAUGAUGAUGAUAAUGAAAUUUAAAGCGUUGAGAGUAGAUAUGAUUCAAGUAAUAUUUACGAAUCAGGAGAAGAAGAUGAUGAAGACGAAGAGGAAGAUGAAGAUUAAGAAGAAGUAGAUUAAAUAAAUAGUUGGAUUACAAGUUAAAGUGGAAAUAAUCAAAAUGAGGUUGAAGAUCCUUAAAAUGAAAAUUCUAGUUGGACUGAUGAAGAUGAUAGUGAAGAUGAAUCAGAUAGUUCAAAUGAAGAUGUCGAAGAAAGUUGUGAUUCUGAUGAUGACAAUCAAUCUAAUAUAUAAUCAGAAUUAUCAAAUUAAUAAAAUUUAUAUAUUGAACAAGAGCUUUUUGUUUAAAAUUUGAAUGAACCACAUGAUAUAACAUAAAUUGAGUAAAAUAAUCAAAUUUCAUAAAAAAUCAAAGAAAAUCCAAGUCAUUUUCAUCAUUUUACAAAUAAAGAAGAUUUAACGUUUAUGAAAAUGACUAAAUAGAUAAUCUAAUUAAUUGGAGUUUAAUUUUCACAAUAAUUUGUUUAAAUUUUAGAUAAGUUUAAGUUUUUAUUACCUUAAAAUAAAUCCCUAGAUGAUUAGUAACUUAUAAAUUGGUGGACAGAAUUAACUUAAUCCUCUACUUUAUAGGCUGUUACAGAAGAAAAAGUCUAUAAUCAAUAAGAUUUAAGAAUUUAACCUUUAAAUAUUUUUAGGGAUAGGUUAAGUAUGGAUUUUUUAAGAAUUGAAUAAAAUGAUAGAUUAAUAACAAGAAUAGAAUAAGAAGCAAUGGGUAGAACAGCUCGUAUUCAUUUGUAACGAUAAAUUCAAUCAAGUGCUAGAUCUGAAUAUUCAAGAAUAUUUUAAGAAUAAUAAUCAGAUUAAUAAACCACUAAUUUAUAACAUCAAAAUAUGUAAACAAUGGAAACUUAAAAUUUAUAAUAAAUUUAAAUUGAGUAAUAAUAAUUAUAAGGAUUAUAGCAUACAUAAUCCUUACUUUUUUCUAGUAAUUUCACUAAUUAAUUUUUAUAAUAAGAACCAAUUUAAUACCAAUAAUUGUAAUAAUAAAAUCGAAAUUAAAUUAAUGAAGAAUUUGAUUUUUAAUAACAAAUUUAGCCAAAUUUCAGUUUAUAAAAUUAAUAUUAUAAUUAUCAAUUCCCUCUCAACUAAUUAGAAAAUGUCUAAUAAUAAUAAUAGUAAUAAUAACAAUAAUAAUAAUAACAAUAAUAAUAAUAGUAAUAAUAAUAAUAAUAAUAGUAAUAAUAAUAAUAAUAAUAAUAAUAGUAAUAAAAUUAUUCCUAAAUUUAUCCAAAAAGUUACAAUCUUUUAAAAAGAUUAGGUAAGACGUUUGAUGAUCUCAUUAAAAAUAAUAUUGAACCUUCAGUUUUUGAAGAUCUUAAUGAAGAUAUGAUGAUGGAAAUAAUUUUAGCCAUUCCUUAAGAAAUUGAAGGAAUAGAUCCUUAAUUUUUGGCCUCACUACCCUUAGAAAUCAGAAAUGAAAUUGUUUAAUAAUACUCUGCCCCUAUUAAUUAAUCCCCUUAAUAAUAAGUGAAUUAAAUAGAUUUAGCAUAAGAUUUAUUAUAGAGAAUUCAAAGAAAUUAGGAUAAUAUUCCUCCAAUACAUAACACCCAAUAAAAUGUCCAACCUUUAUAAUAUGGUCCUAGAACUUAGAUUGCUUCUAGUUUAUAUUAAUUUGAAUAAAGAAACCCAAUUUAAGAAGAAAUAAUUUAAUUCAAGAAACCUCAUUCAAAAUCUUAAAAUCUUAAAAAUCUGCUUCAAAAUUAAAGACAUUUUUUUUUUAAAUUAGGAACUGUUGAAGAUGAGUUUACAGAUUCAUUACUUAGCCUACUCUAUGUAGAAUCUCAUAGUUUUUUCAAUUUUCCUAUCAAUCUAUUUAUUUCUUUAUGCAAUAAUUAAAAUGUAGAACAUAAACUUAUUGACACUUUAUUUUUGAUUUUAAAAACAAAUAAACCCAAAGAAUAAUCAAAAUCCUUUCCACCUAAAUUUUUGGUUAAGAGAAACGGACUUGUCAGAGAUUUUGAUAAAAUCUAUAAUGUUGUGUCAUUAAAAGUUUUGUAUUUGUUUUCAAAAUUAUAAGGUUUGUCUCUAAACUAUUUUUUUUAAAGCAUAAAAUAAAAUUAGAAUUCUAUAGAAACUAGUUUAGGUUAUCCAUUAUUAUAAUUGAUUUAACUUUUGCCUUAAUUUUAAGGAAAACAUUAAGAUAUGCUUAUUUAGGCAAUUACAAAUAUUAGUACUAAAUAAAAUGAUUUUAAACAAGAAAAAAUAAAGCUUGAUUAAAAAUCGGUUGAAUGCAUUUGUAAAACUCUAAUAUCAAAUAUGAGUAAAAGUGUGAAAAAUUUUUCAAAUAUUAUUCAAAGUUUAUGCAAUAAUUAAGAAAAUUAAGUAUUAAUAGUAUAAUACAUAAAAGAAUAUAUAGAAAAAGUUAUUUAAGAGAUCAAUUUGAAAUUUAAAAGAUAGUUUUAAUAUGAUGAAAUAUUUAAUGGUGAUAAGGCUUUAUUCAAUGUAUUUCAAUUUUUAAAAGAAAUUAAUUUAAAAGGAGAAAAUAACAUUAAUUAUUAAGAUGUUAAACUAAAUUUUCAAGAAUUAUUGGAAAGCCCAAAUUUAAUAGAUUUGUGGAAAAAUAUAGUUAAAUUGCUAUAAUAAAUUCCGUAAUAAUAAAUCAUAAAAUUGACACCAAAAAUAUCUCCAUACUUAGAAUGUUUUUUUAUUAUUUAUCAAAUUGUAAAUCCAUUAAAAAAAAAUAAAUAAAAUCAAAAGGAAUCUAAAAAAAUUGCUAUAAUGGAAGGAUAACAUAAAGAGGUUUAAGAACAAUAAUUGCAUGAUGAUUUGUUUGAAUAAAUUUGUGAAAGUGGGAAAGGAUUAUUAAAUAUGAUGAUUAAAGAAAGACUUCAAGAAUUUAAAGAGAAGGGAACUAUAACAAAUGAUAGUUUAGGAAUAAUAAUAAGUAAAAAUCCAAGAAUUGUAGAUUUUGAAAAUAAAUAGAAGUAUUUCAAAAUGGAAUUGAAAUAAUUAAAAAUAUAAAAUAAUAAGCAUCAUUAUGGAAAUAUUACUGUUAGAUGUAGAAGAAAAGACAUCUUUAUGGAUUCUUAUCAUCGUUUUAGUAAGUUAAAACCAGAAGAAUUAAAAGGUAAAUUGAUUGUAGAAUUUGAUGGAGAGGAAGGAGUAGAUUAAGGUGGAGUUACAAGAGAAUGGUUUUUAAUGCUUUCUAAAGAGAUAUUUAAUCCUAAUUAUGCUUUAUUUACACCUUCUUUAAAUGGGUAAAUGUUUUAACCUAGUAAUAAAUCACAUGUUAAUCCUGAUCAUGUAAAGUAUUUUAGAUUUAUUGGAAGAAUAGUUGGAAAAGCACUUUAUGAUGGAUAGUUGUUAGAAAUGUAUUUUACUAGAUCUUUUUAUAAACAUAUUUUAGGUUAGAAAUUGACAAUAAAUGAUAUGGAAGAUAUAGAUUUAAAUGAAUAUAAAAGUAUGAAAAAGAUUUUAGAUGAAAAUGUUACAGAUUGGGGCAUUUAUUGGACAUAUACGGUUGAUAAUUUUGGUAAAUUAGAAGAGAGAGAACUUGUUGAGGGAGGCAAAUAAAAAUAAGUGACUGAAGAUAAUAAAUAUGAGUAUGUUUAAACUUAUUGUUAUUAAAAAAUGGCUAAGGAGAUUAAAGAUUAAAUAGAAGCUUUUUUGAGUGGUUUUCAUGAAUUGAUUCCAUAAAAUUUAAUUAGUAUGUUUGAAUGGAAAGAAAUGGAACUUAUGUUAUGUGGAUUACCAGAUAUAGAUCGUAUAUUAUAAUAUUUAAUAUUUUAGUUGAAGAUAUGAAGGAACAUAUAGAAUAUCAUGGAUAUAAUAGAGAAGAUUAAAUAAUUAAAUGGCUUUGGGAAUUAUUAGACAGUUUUGAUGAAAGUAAAAGGGCAGCCUUUUUAUAAUUUAUAACAGGUAUAUUUGUUUAUUAUUAUUUAAGGUACAUCAAAAGUACCACUUGGAGGAUUUAAAGAUUUAAAAGGUAUUUAAGGUUCUUAGAAGAUCUAAAUUCAUAAAAAACAUUAUGUAAAUUAUGAAUUACCUACAUCACAUACAUGGUAAAAUUUUUAAAUAAAUUUAUUAGUUUUAAUUAAUUGGAUUUACCAUGUUAUCCAACAAGGCAAGUUUUAAAAGAAAAAUUAGAACUUGCAAUAUUAGAAGGAAAAGAAGGUUUUGGCUUUGCUUGAUUUACCC
This is a messenger RNA of Paramecium sonneborni, 9968 nucleotides long. Lineage: Eukaryota; Ciliophora; Oligohymenophorea; Peniculida; Parameciidae. The record is from the annotation of a GenBank genome assembly.